UUUACAACACAUUACACGUCUUCAUAGAUCAAGAUAUCAUCAAAAAAUGCAUAAUAAAAUGUUCGCAAUCGGUUGCAGUCUGUUAGUGUUUGUGAUUAUCUCCGUGAAUGGCCAAGAUGAUUACCUGCAGGAUGCGGCGCAAAGUUGUCAUCGGGAUCGAGAUAUGAUCUCCUGCGGGAAGUAUAAUUUGCUGCGAUUCCUGGAUACGGCUGGGAGUGCGACGGUUCUGGAGACGAAUACCAGCUAUCCGGUGCAGUUAGUGAAAAUUCACGAUCCGGAUGAAAGCGGGAGCUUCUUCAAUGAGGGACGUGCCUUGGCCAAUGAAGGAGAGUUUGGGAAAAUGUUGCAGUUUUUGCAGAAACGUGCAGAUCGGUUUUUGAGGACCCAGGGGAUCACUGUACCGCUACCGGAUGGUUUUAGGGUUAUUGAUGAUGACGACAACAACGUCGAGGGGUGGCCUGGGCUUUUCGCAAAAAAAGCUCGUGGACGUGUCGGACCUAAAAAGCGUGGAUUGAUCUCCCUGCUCACCCUCUUCGGAGUAUUCAAAGUGAAAGUACUGUUGGCCUUGGCGCUGCUCGGCAUCUUCUUCAUCAAAAAGAUCUUCCUCAUUGGCGCGCUCGUCCUACCCAGUAUUCUACACAAUCUGAAGGCGAAGUGUGCGCAUGUGCUGCCACCACACCACAUCGGCCACAGCGGUCAUGGUGAGGAAUAUCAUGACGAUUACUAUGGUAACUACGGACAUAGUGGGUAUAAUAAGGAAUGGGAGCGAAGAUAUAGAGUGGCCGCUGCUGCGCAAGCAGGUGCUCAAGGUGCUUGAUCGCGUGUGCAAAACGUGCUCAAUAGUCGCUACAAGAAGGACAUUAUGUUAAAGUUGAAUGCGGUGUUUUGUUUUUUCAUGUUUACUGUUUACUGUGUAAAAUGGGCGAGGACAAAGAAUGAUUGCCACAAACUCGCACAUUUUCGACCUUCUUGAGGUAUUCUCUAGGUGUACAAACAGAUCUUCUGGAUUACAAAAAGUGUUUAUAAUAAUAUUCGAUUGUUAUUUGAAAAGAGAGAAAGAGGACAAUUGACAACGCAGUGACGGAAAUGUUUAUUUAUUUUUGUUUAUGUUUAUGUUAUUGCGUGUGUAAGUUAUUUAUUUAUUUAUUGCCGUUUAUUGUUUGAAAUUUAACUGUAUUGAAAAUGGAAAUACAUUUUUGUAAUUAACGCAA
This is a messenger RNA of Dalotia coriaria, 1211 nucleotides long. RefSeq lists its product as uncharacterized. The coding region runs from base 47 to 817 and encodes 256 amino acids. Lineage: Eukaryota; Metazoa; Arthropoda; Insecta; Coleoptera; Staphylinidae. The transcript is spliced from 4 exons. Gene Ontology annotation, cellular component: membrane. The record is from RefSeq and is a predicted model, not a curated record.